Messenger RNA from Penicillium manginii, 306 nucleotides. RefSeq lists its product as uncharacterized. Bases 1 to 306 code for a protein of 101 amino acids. The record is from RefSeq and is a predicted model, not a curated record. NCBI's taxonomy places the organism in Eukaryota, Fungi, Ascomycota, Eurotiomycetes, Eurotiales, Aspergillaceae. The transcript has a single exon.
AUGAAAUUAUUUAUCCUGAUCGUCUUAUUCGGCGGUAUUUCCAACGCAACCCCAGUCCCUAUAUCGGCUCAAAACAUUGCCGACCGCUCAGAGAACCUUGAGCCCUCACCACACACCUCAACAUGGAUUUCACCUACCGAUCAUGAUCCAAAAAAGCGUCAUCUGCAGCCAUAUUUGAAAUUUGUUGCUGCAGGACACCCAUCGGAAAUUCCUCUUUCUGAAGCUGAUAACUACGAAAGACUUGUUGCAUUUUGCGAGGCCGGUUUUGUCUCUGGAUGCCGGGCAGCAAUUGGGAAGCCGAAAUGA